Messenger RNA from Lycium barbarum (goji berry), 846 nucleotides. RefSeq lists its product as uncharacterized. Lineage: Eukaryota; Viridiplantae; Streptophyta; Magnoliopsida; Solanales; Solanaceae. The record is from RefSeq and is a predicted model, not a curated record. The transcript has 2 exons. The coding region runs from base 193 to 573 and encodes 126 amino acids.
CCCCACUUUUCUACUUGUACGAUGUCCUUUUCUUCAACUCAUUGGCCUUUUCACUAUUUAUUACAAGGUAUAUAUUGUCUGUAUGUUACAAAAAAGAGAUAAGUACUAAACUUUUUCAGUUCUCUUAUAUAUAGUAACAUUUGCAAGACGUCUGGAAGGCUCAAACUAGAAGGUUUGAAGAGAAAGAAAAGCAUGGAAUUAGUAGAUAUGGAAGUAGAAAAUGAUUUGUUUUUUGCAGAAUUAAGCAAGCGAAUCUCUCUUCUAAUCAUGGAUGAUGACGAGGAACGCCCUUCAACUCAUUGUUCUUCAGCUUCUCUUCAGAUCUUUCCUCAACAGGUUGAUCCAGCCACAAGAACCCCAUAUCUGCAUGGUCAGAGCUGCAAAAGGGAAAUCAAAGGAACUGGAGUUUUUAUCCCUCGUUCUUCCCAUCCAAGAAGAAAUAAUAGGCAAGGAAGAUCUAUUUCCUCCAACACCAACCUCCAAAGGCAUGCUAAUGACCCAAGAGGAGUUCUUCAUGCCCAUUACAAUGAUAACCCACCUCAUGAUUCGUUAAAUCCAAGAAAAUUUUCUUAGUUAUAAUAUGCUUCAAAAAUAUAUAACCAAGUAAUUGUAUUAAGUUCAAUUUUAAUUAUGUUUAUAUGUACAUAGGCAAAGCUUCUCUAGUACUAGUAUUAGGGUGGUUCAGUCAAAGGUAGAAGCGUUUGUCCACAGUGGGAUUUGAUGGUUGUUUUCUAGCUUGACAUAUUGCAUAAGCCUCUCAUAGUCUCAUGUUUGAUUAAGUAAAACCUUUUUCUCUUAUAACUCUGUAUACAUUUUUUGAAAAGUAAUAAGAUUUCUUAUUAAAUA